Messenger RNA from Williopsis jadinii, 668 nucleotides. RefSeq lists its product as uncharacterized. The coding region runs from base 98 to 283 and encodes 61 amino acids. The record is from RefSeq and is a predicted model, not a curated record. The transcript is spliced from 2 exons. Lineage: Eukaryota; Fungi; Ascomycota; Saccharomycetes; Phaffomycetales; Wickerhamomycetaceae.
CCUUAAAGCACGGUGAUCAUUAUAAUCACCAGAUUUUACAAAACUCUUCUUUCAGUCUGUCAAUGGAGGGAAACAUCUGUUUGAUUUGCGCACUUGCAUGAAUCGCAUGCAACACUGUGAUGUAUUUAUUCGCCAUAUGAGUGUUGUGUAUACAUCUGAAAAAAGGUUCGAUAGCAUUCCACGGCCGAUCACAACUUUUAAGCCAACUCACAACCUCGCUGUCAUACACGCUGCAUUGAUUACCCAACCAUGGUGGUCUAGUACAAGUGAUUUAAAGGGGUAAUGGGAAACUGUCUAGCCCAUAAGAACUGAUCUGUCACCUCUCACACUCUCACUUGUAGUUGAUGAAUGCUCCUGCAUAUAUUCGUAAUCGAGAGUAUGAUCGGUGACCGGAUCCGUCCCUAUCUAUGUAUUGUACUGACAAUGAGAGUGACGGAGUACUCCUUAGUUUCUUUUAAGCCAACUCUACCGAGGACAUUGAUAUCUAACUCUUAAAGAUUGAUGACUCAGUAAAUAAGGAAAAGAGAAUGUACGCAAGGUGAAUCAGUUUACAUGUUGUCAUGUCUCAACGGAAAAAAGCAGCCAGGACAUAAUGUUCCGAGCUGUGAAGUUGUGAACCCUCUUUUCUAAUCUAGACUGCUUUUAACUUUGGGAAAUGCAAAAGUGAA